This is a messenger RNA of Funneliformis caledonium, 196 nucleotides long. The record is from the annotation of a GenBank genome assembly. Lineage: Eukaryota; Fungi; Glomeromycota; Glomeromycetes; Glomerales; Glomeraceae.
AUGGGAUAUGAAAAGGUUUCUUUCCGGGAAUUAUAUCCUGAUGCCUGUGGGACGGAUUCUGACUUGAAUUUUGUUGUGAAAUUGAAAUCGCUCCGUGUUUGUGAGGCGAACGAGCAAUUUCCAGCAAAUAUGAAGUUGACAAUCAAACGUAAUAAACAAAUUGACUGGAAGAAUCGGGACGUCGUAGUUCUUAAUG